UCUUUAAACUUAACCCGAUUUUUUUAAUAUUGUAAACAUUGUAAAUAUGGCUAGAAAAAGCUAUUUAAAUGCUAGUAAAAUGAUAAAAAUGUGUCGCGUAUGUUUUACACAAAGCAAUAGCAUAAUGUUUGAUUUAGCUGAUGACAUGGAUUUGGACGAUGCACACGAAAUUCCUAUUUUAGUUGCCUUGGAAAAGGUUGUCUCUGCAAAGAUAUUACUUAAUGAAGAAUUCCCUCAAUGUAUAUGUCCAAUGUGUAUAAGUAUUUUAAAAAUGUCAUAUAAGUUCGUAACGCAGUUUGAAACAACUCAGAAUAAAUUGAGUAUUCAAACAGGCAUUUAUCCCAUAUACAGACCACACUUCAGUCAAAGUCAGUUCCAGGAAGAUAUGAAUUUUGAAAACGAAAGAGAAGAUGAUGCACCUGUAGAAAUAAUUGUUGGUGAACAAAAGUUCAACUUAAAAGACCUUUUUAUUGUGGAAGAACCAGAGAAAGAACAAUGUAAUUUUAAAGGGUUUCUAAAGAAUCUAGGUCAAGAAGUUUCUGCCACUUUUGCAGACAAAUCAAAUAACAAAAUGGUUCUGCAAGAGCAAAAUGAAGACGCAGUGUCGAUAUACAUGUCAUUAAAUGAAAACAAUGUAUUACCCGUAAGGGAACUCAAAAUUGACGAUGAUACAAACACUAUAAAUUGUAUUAUUUUAGAAGAAAAUGAUCCAGUAGAUACUGAAGAAAACGAGAAUAUGAAAUUUAUUGAAAUUGAAACGUCAGAUAAAGAUAUAGAAUCCCUAAUAUUAAAAAUAGAGGACGAAAAUACCGAAAAGAACAAGGAAAAUGAAGAAACCAUCCCUAAACAAGAAAUUAAGAAGGCUACAAAGAGAAAAAAGAUUAUCAAGGAAAGAUUGUCCGGCGGAAUGAUAAUUAUGGAACCCCUUAAUAUGGAGAAGCAGGUGGAGCAAUCAAAAAUCGAGAGUGAGGAUGAUAUUUUUGAAAGAGAGAUACAGUUUCCUUGCGAACUCUGCAAGAAGAUAUAUCCUACCAAGAGAUCGUUACGAGCUCAUACUAAAAGAACCCAUUUUCCCAAAACUCGCCAAUACACUUGCGAAAUAUGUGGAUAUCAAAAUAACACCCGUUCAGGCUAUAUGCAUCACAAAGUCAAGCACAAAGGCAAGCAGUUCAUAUGCGAGAUCUGCAGCAAGACGUACUACACCCGCGCCGUCCUGAAGGUACACAUGGCCACGCACGUGAACAAGCGCCAGCACCUCUGCAACGUCUGCGGCAAAGGCUUCAACUACCCCAACGCGUUGGUCUACCACAUGCGGCUGCACACGGGCGAGAAGAAAUACAAAUGCGACUAUUGCGGCGAGAAAUUCCGCAUGCCCAACGCCCUGAAACGCCACGAACGCAUACACACCGGAGAAAGGCCUUACAAGUGUAGUUUCUGCGAGAGGGCGUUCUGUUCGAAGGGUGAGGUGCAAUGCCACGAAAAUAUCCACACAGGUUACAGGCCGUACCACUGCAAACACUGUUGGAAGGGGUUCACGAAGACGCACAACCUCAAGUUGCACCUGUUGUCGCACGAGGGACCCCAUAAAUGUGAUAUUUGCGGGAAGAGUUUUAUAGAAAUGGCCAUCUUGGCUAUGCACUUCAAAAUCGCUCACAAGGACUUGAUGGAGAGAGAAGAAGAGGAAGACGCGGAUGAAGUGAACUAGUUGAGAUUAUGUAGAAUGUUGACGAUUUAAAGAACUUUAUCGACGAAAAGGAAGAUA
Anoplophora glabripennis (Asian longhorned beetle) is the source of this 1762-nucleotide messenger RNA. RefSeq names its product zinc finger protein 62-like. The record is from RefSeq and is a predicted model, not a curated record. Gene Ontology annotation, cellular component: nucleus. Gene Ontology annotation, molecular function: DNA-binding transcription factor activity; RNA polymerase II cis-regulatory region sequence-specific DNA binding; zinc ion binding. Gene Ontology annotation, biological process: regulation of transcription by RNA polymerase II. The transcript is spliced from 3 exons. Lineage: Eukaryota; Metazoa; Arthropoda; Insecta; Coleoptera; Cerambycidae. The coding region runs from base 47 to 1705 and encodes 552 amino acids.